Cladophialophora psammophila CBS 110553 is the source of this 1458-nucleotide messenger RNA. RefSeq lists its product as uncharacterized. The transcript has 6 exons. Gene Ontology annotation, molecular function: aldehyde dehydrogenase (NAD+) activity. The record is from RefSeq and is a predicted model, not a curated record. The coding region runs from base 1 to 1458 and encodes 485 amino acids. NCBI's taxonomy places the organism in Eukaryota, Fungi, Ascomycota, Eurotiomycetes, Chaetothyriales, Herpotrichiellaceae.
AUGUUGGAACCCAAAUUCUCUUUGCCAGAUCGCUCCUAUAUCCAUGGAAAAUGGGUAGAAUCAUCAAAGAGAGAAACCUUGACACUUUAUUCUGCCCACGAUGACUCUGUUGUUCUCGAAGGUCUUCAAUGUGCAAAUGCGGCAGAUGUGGAUGUAGCAGUCGACUCGGCUGAAAAAGCUCUUCCGGUAUGGAAGGCUAUGAACACGAGCCAGAAAAGAGCGGUAUUUCUUCGAUUUGCCGACCUGGUCGUCGAAAGUGCAGAGAGAUGUGGAUAUCUAGAAGCUAUCGUUGUGGGCAAGCCAGCAUAUUUCGCUGCUCGUGAAGCCUACAUGGUAGCAGAGUGGUUCAGAUUUUAUGCCGGGUUUAUCGACAAGUUCGGUGGUGAAUGCCACCCCGCCGAUCAUGAAGGUUAUCUGCGACUGGUACGUCGAGAGCCUUACGGAAUCUGUGCGUCGAUCAAUCCAUUCAAUGCUCCACUUUCCACGUUUGCCUUUAAGGUAGCUCCAGCUCUCGCCGCAGGAAACGUGAUGAUUGCCAAAGUCAGCGAGUAUAACCCGCUGAGCACAUUGAUAAUGGGUGAAUUGGCGACCAAGGCAGGAUUCCCUCCAGGCGUCCUAAAUGUGAUAGUAGGUACAGCUGAGGCAGGAAUUGCUUUGAGCCAUCAUAUGAAGAUCCAGAACAUCAGCUUCACCGGAAGUGUGGCCGUCGGAAAGCAAGUGCAGCUGGCGGCAGCGAAUUCUAACUUGAAGACAGUAACUCUAGAGCUCGGGGGGAAGUCACCAUUCUUGGUUUUUGAAGACGCUGAUCUUGAGAAAGCGAUUGCGAACUCGGCCUCAAAUAUUCUUACGCUGAAUGGACAAGGUUGCAUUCUCGGCACGAGAGUCUACGUCCACGAAUCUUUGGCAGAGGAUUUUGUUGCAGGCAUGAAAGCUAAGAUGGAUAAAUAUUGUGAGACCCUGGGAAACAACCCACUUGAUAUAACAACAGCUUCUAUGCCGCUGGCACACCGAGCGCAGCUGCAACGAGUUCUUGAUUUCCUUGAGAUUGGGAAGAAGGAGGCGAGUUGCGUCCGAGGCGGGGUCCGCUUCAGCACCAAGGGUUGCUAUGUAGAACCCACGAUCUUCUUCAAGCCUCCACCAGAUGCAGAGAUUGUGCGAAAAGAGAUAUUUGGCCCGGUUUUGUGCAUCCUCACCUUUUCUACCGAAGAGGAGGCCAUCGCUGCAGCUAAUGAUACCGAAUUUGGCUUGGGUGCAUACAUCUUCACCAAAAGCAUAGACCGCGCGUUGCGUGUCUCUGCUCAGCUGGAGGCAGGAUCAGUCUGCAUCAACAACACUGCUGUUGUUCAUCCAAGUGUCCCAUUUGGCGGAUACAAAAGCAGCGGAGUCGGCCGUGAGAAUGGCAUAUCUGCACUCCAUCACUUCACACAGGAGAAAUCUGUUAUCAUCAAGUAUGAGUAG